AUGCGCUUCUUCCUUGCUGACAGCCUCUGGCAUGACCUGAUGGCAACGCAGAAAAAGCUGAGGCAAGUGAAUCUGUGCUUUUUCGUGAUCGUUGCUUCUCACCUUCCAGUAAAACGGAAACGUGUGGUUCUCUCAAUCUUUGAUUUCAGUCACAAGGCCUGGAGGAACUUGUUGAAGAAGGAACGGAGGAAAAGGAAGCGCCGAGCGGCCGCACGAGAACGAGAUGCCCGCGCCCAGAGAGAAGAGGAGGCGAGACAGAGAAGUCCGGGGUAUUGGGUGAGGGAGGAGAUGAAGCGUGAAAAGGAAGAAGCGGAGUACGCCGCCGAGAGGAAGAGAACAGAGGAGCUCUGGCGGGAAGGCGAGCGGCUGUUUCUCCUUCGUUGUCGACAGGCGGAAGAAGAGAAGUGUAGAAUUAACACGGGGGAUGUAGAAGGAGAAGACACAAGAGAUCUUGAAGACGUCGGGGACUCGGAGACCACGGAGACGACGACGCAGAAGAAGGUGAAGAAAAUGGUGUCGAGGAUCAGGAAGUAUCCUUUAUCGCCGCUCUAUCCGUUCUCAUCCGCAUUCGUCGCCUACUUGAAGGCUUGUUGUCAGGCCGUCUGGCCCCUCGGUGCAACGGUCGAGCGCCAUGUAGACGUUACGGUUAGGUACCUGUCGGUCGGGAACGAUAAGGAGUUCCCAGCAGGCCACCGAGACUCGCGUGCUCUCUCGAUCGCACCGAUGCGAACCACACGAUUAACUUACAUCCUUCCGACGGGAACUGCACGGUUCGCUUGCAUCCUGUCCCCUGGUCAUUACUCGUUCGGCGAUCGAGCCUUGCACGUUCCAUCCGUAGCGAAAGCCUUCGCGAUGCGGAAGCGAUGCGAUCUCUGGCUUCAGUGCCAUCAAGUUAAACGACGUAAAUCGUCGACGCGAGAACGCCUCGGACGGGAGGAGAGCGAUCCAGAUCGGGCUUGGAAUCCUGAUGCCCCUCCCAUUCCGGAUGGAGUCCCGGAGGAGGAGAGGUUGAACCCUCGCGCCCUGCCGUGCCCUUUCUACGCCAAAGUCGGUGCUUGUCGUUUCGGCCUCCGCUGCUCGCGGUUCCACGAGAGGCCGGAAGAGAGCCGCACGCUCCUCUUCCGCAACAUGUAUACCCAUUGGAUGCUGGAGAAACCGCUUCGCAUGGACGAACAGGCGGAUUCCUCCCUCGAACACGAGCCUUCCGAUCUUCGAACUCACUUCGUAUCGGCAGAGAGAGGGAACGUCCCGUACCGUCCCCGCAGGGAAUUCUACCAAGACGUGGUGCCCGAAUUGAAGGGAGCAGGGAAGGUGGUGCAGGUGAAGGUGUGUUCCAACCAAGAGCCUCACCUUCGCGGGAACGUGUACGUCCAGUACCGAGGAGUCGAAGAGGCACACAGGGCCAUGACGCUGUUCACGGGCCGGUGGUACGGCGGGAAACAGCUCUUCCCCACUUUUGUCUCCAUCCCUUCAUGGAAGGCUGCCAUCUGUGGUAAUGAGGCUGUAUCGAAGAGGAACAUGUCCCAAGGGGAACUCGUGCAACUUCCUCCAUGUAUUCCCCAAUCCUGGAAGGGAGUUCCGGGAAGCAGACUGGGAUCGCACGAGAGAGGAAAGCGACGAGAAUCACGAGGAGAACCCUCCACGUUUGAGGAGAUCGAGGCGUCGACACGCCCGGUCCAAGUCGCCCUCGUCCAGGAGGAGGUCUCGCUCUCGGUCGACGAGGGAUUCUCGUUGUCGGCAGUCUGCAUCCAGAAGGAGGAGAAGGAGCAGAUCGUCUUCCUCAUCCGCAUCCAGGAAGCCCUUACAUUCGAAGAGAUCUCAUCACAGAUCGUGAAAUCAUUCCACAUCAUCAAGAUCAAUUCUUACAUUCAUCCAGCUUUGUAA
This is a messenger RNA of Darwinula stevensoni, 1884 nucleotides long. NCBI's taxonomy places the organism in Eukaryota, Metazoa, Arthropoda, Ostracoda, Podocopida, Darwinulidae. The record is from the annotation of a GenBank genome assembly.